Messenger RNA from Lathyrus sativus (Indian pea), 1176 nucleotides. The record is from the annotation of a GenBank genome assembly. Lineage: Eukaryota; Viridiplantae; Streptophyta; Magnoliopsida; Fabales; Fabaceae.
AUGGAUUUGAAGCCUUCUCAUGCUUCUCCAAUUCUUAAUGAUCCUGUUCCUGCCAACAAGUCAAGGCUUGGAAUCCAAUCUAGUUUGUUAGCUUGUUCGCAGCAAGAUCCACCACUCUCUCCAGGGAAGUACUCAAAAUCCAAUUCAAAGAAAAACAUGGGAAGUCUUGAUGAUGUUAGAUCUAACGGUAUGUUGGAUGCUAUGAAAGCAUCUUCUCCUCCGAGGAAAAAGUCGAUACAUUUGAGUGCUCAAGUUGCUCCAUUUGACCACGACAUUGAAGAUUAUAAUUUAUGGAUGCAAGGAUAUCCUUCCGCACUAGAAGCUUUUGAGAAAAUCGUCGACUGUGCAAAGGAUAAGAAGAUUGCAAUGUUUCUUGAUUAUGAUGGCACACUUUCACCUAUAGUAGAGGAUCCAGAUUGUGCUUUCAUGUCUGAACCUAUGCGAAAAACUGUGAGAAGAGUGGCAAAAUAUUUCCCUACCGCGAUCAUUAGUGGAAGAAGUCGUGACAAGGUUUUUGAUUUAGUUAAACUAACAGAACUCUACUAUGCCGGUAGUCAUGGGAUGGACAUUAUUGGCCCUGUUAGUGACACUCUGUCCAUAAACCAUCCAAAUUGUGUUAAGUCUACUGACCAUCAGGGAAAGGAGAUAACUCUCUUUCAGCCGGCAAGAGAAUUCCUUCCUAUGAUCGAUGAGGUUUUUAAAACCCUCAUUGAGAUUACUAAAGAUAUAGAAGGCGCAAAAGUUGAAAAUCACAAGUUUUGCGCUUCUGUACAUUACCGUAAUGUAGAAGAGAAUAAUUGGACAAUGAUCGGUCAACGUGUCCAUGAUAUGUUAAAAAAUUAUCCUCGUUUACGAUCAACUCAUGGACGGAAGGUUUUAGAAAUCCGUCCUGUAAUUGACUGGAACAAAGGAAAAGCUGUUGAAUUUUUACUUGAAUCACUAGGGUUAACUGAUAGAAAUGAUGUACUUCCCAUAUAUAUUGGGGAUGAUAAAACUGACGAAGAUGCAUUUAAGGCUCUGAGGGAGAACAAUCUAGGUUAUGGGAUAUUGGUUUCAUCAGUGGGAAAAGAAAGCAAUGCUUUUUACUCUCUCCGAGACACCAAUGAGGUUAUGAAAUUUCUCCAACUCUUGGUGAAUUGGAAGAGGGAGCAAGAAAGUAAGCAUGGGAAGGAAUAA